ACAAAAGAUGGAUUUGGUUAUUUCAGUUCUAUACAAAAGAAGAAUGAAAACAUAGCCAACUUUAUGGUGCAUUCUUCUCAAGCAAAUAAAUUUUCAAGAUGGAUUUGAAUCUUAUUCAACUGGUAAAUUUAAACUUACAAGGAACUUCAUCCCCAUUAAAUGAACAUCUAUGUUUUCUCCCAACCAAAUAAGAGUUCCUCAACAUGUUCGGUUAUGGAAUGGAAAAGUAUCUAUUUUCAUUGCAUUCUUUUAUUUCGUUUCAAUUUAACUGCUUUCAUUAUUCCCAUCAAAACAACACCUUAAAGAAUUGAAAUGGGAUAACUUUCAUCAAGACCUGCAUUGUGGAUUUUUCAGUUACAUGACCCAAAAUCCACCUGCUGCAUAUAUAGGUACUCUGCAUCAUGCAAUGGACCCUGCCAUACGAUUCUCAGUGAUUAGAUGGUGCUGUUAAUAUAAAAUUUUGCUAAGUUAAGCAAAUAUAAAUCAUUUUAGUCUCCUAUUCUUGAAGCAGAGUAACUUCAGUGUGGUACAGGUAUAGACACUACUUGGUAUGGCUUGUUUUGAUGAACUCCAUGGCCCAAGUUAAAUUUGAGAUCAUUCAAAUGAAGGCAUCAAUAGAUCUGAUUUUUAUUAGUGGAUAAAAUCCUUAUGAAAAGCCAACUCCAAAUGCUGAAAGCAAGUUCUAAAUAGUGAUCUAUUUAUAAUAACUGUCCUAGAAUACUGGGUCCUCUUUGACCAUUGAGGUUAGCUUUGCACCAGUCAUGUGCGGAGAAUACUCUCAAAACAUAGUAAGCGAAAUAGUCUCUCCUGCUUCUUUAUAUACCCAACUUCUCAAGACACAUUGUUCAUUAAAACAAUAACACAAAACAUAGGAGCUUAAGAGAAAGAAGAGACAAAGAUGGCAAGCUCUACUACCCUCCUCACCAGCCUUCUAAAAUCAUCUCAAGUUGGCAGAAACACCCCAAAUCCCAUACUGCUAUUGGCUUCUUACACCAGACGUAUUCAUGCCAGUUCAACAUGCGGAAGCCAAUUGAAAGACAUCAAAGAAAGUACCAGCUCUGCUGCAGACCAUGUGACUAAAAAGACUAAAGAAGCUGCUGGUGAAUUUUCUGAGAAGGCCCAAGAAACUGCUGACAAAGCAAAGAAGACAGCAGAAGAAGUAUGGGAUUCAACCAAGGAUGCAGCCCAAAAAGCCAAAGAGACAGUUAUGAACAGAACUGAGGUGUCUAAGGAAUAUGUUAAAGCAAAUGCAGAGAAAGUGAAGAAGAGCAUGAACACCAAGGAAUGAUUUUUCCUUAUUUUAAUUUAAGUUUCUUUCAGAUUAUUCAGUUUUUGCUUUCUUUCUUUUUUGUCCAUUGUAUUUGUUCAAGUGAAUACUGUAUCUUUUCAUCUGUCAGAUAUUGUGGAAGCAAAUAAUGUUAUUUAAGUGUCAAUAAAAAAAGCCUUUUGAUUUCAUUAUCC
Molecule: messenger RNA, 1461 nt
Organism: Humulus lupulus (European hop)
Lineage: Eukaryota; Viridiplantae; Streptophyta; Magnoliopsida; Rosales; Cannabaceae
Exons: 3
Coding region: 899-1288 (129 amino acids)
Source: RefSeq, a predicted model, not a curated record